UUCGAGGGAAAACAUAAUAUUUAGAUAAGCAGUAAAAAGAUGAAAAUCUCUGUGCUGGGCGCUACUGGUCCAUCGGGGGUACAGACAGUGUUAGAGGCCUUGGGGAGAGGAUACAACGUCGUGGCCCUGGUGAGGAACCCAGAUAAAUUGAAUGUGAAGGACGAUAAACUACAGGUAUGUAAAGUGGACAUCUUUAAAGGGGGUGAAUUGGCCCCACAUUUCGAGGGAUCUGAUGCUGUUGUAUCGUGUUUAGGAGGGUCCGGUGGGGGCUCUUUGUUCGGGAGGAACAAAUGUACCCUCUACACGGACUCUAUCAGGAGUAUAGUGGGGGCGAUGAGGAAAUCGGGAGUGAAGCGUCUAAUAGCCAUGUCAUCCUGGGGUAGCGCAGUGACAGAGGGCGAACCUUUUCUUAUGAAAUGGAUUCUACGACCGUUGUUUAUUGGGAAAGUACUGGAAAAUAUUGGAGAAAUGGAGGACUAUCUAAAUCAGGAAUGCCAAGAUAUCGACUUCACUACAGUCAGAGCUCCAGGGCUCACUAACGGAACUAGUACAGAGAAACCUAUUAAAGCAGAAAAUGGUCGUCAAUUCCUGGAAAACAGCGAAGGGUGGAUCUCCCGGCGAGAUGUGGCGAAGUUCCUCCUAGAUAUUGUCAACGACUCCUCAGUAUACAAAGUUUGUGUCGCUAUUGGCUAUGACAAGAAAAAGUGACCAGAGUUGUCCAUACCCAAAGCUUCAAGGAGUGCCAAGAUUAGCUUCCAUGUGGGCUUGAAUAUGUUUGUUUAUUGUCUUAUUUUCAUUUCCAUGCAUAAUUUUGUAUGUAAUAUUUAUGCAUGUAUGUAUUAUUAACUUCAUUGUUAAGAUUAACAGCAAAAAAGUGUUUGAACUUUGACAAAUCUGAAUGUUAAUGAGUUGAUUGGUACACAGUGUAAAUACUAGUAAUGUAAAGAGAUUACCAUGGUAAAUGCACAUGGACGCAGAAUAUGGUAUAGAUACGCAGUGGUUAUGCUUUCGUGGGCGCCAGAGACACUUUUCACAGACACCAUUGAAUACAAGGAGGGAUGACAGUUUUCAUAUACAGUGUACAUACGUGAUAAAGUAUGAUGAAGUAUGACACUUAAUUAUGAAUACGCAAGGAAUGGCGCUUUUCAAAGACUAUAUAGAACACAGAAAGGGAUGGCGCUUUUCUCUGACGUUUUUGAAUACAGAAAGGGAUGACACUUUUUAAAAACGUCUUUAUGUACUGAAUAUUAAGGAACUGCAGUUUUAUUAAAAAUAGUAUUAUCGCAGAUAAAUUAUUACAUGUAUCUAUUCAUCACACAUAAUGUAUGUUUAAAAACAUAAAGGCUUACAUUUUUAGCGGUAUUUCACUGUGACGUAUAAUAGAUGGUAAACUAUUGUGAAUGGAAUUAUCAAAAUUUGUAGUAAAUUAUUAACAUAUUCGUUCAGUAUUUUUAUAUUUUUU
Messenger RNA from Saccostrea echinata, 1462 nucleotides. RefSeq lists its product as uncharacterized. The record is from RefSeq and is a predicted model, not a curated record. NCBI's taxonomy places the organism in Eukaryota, Metazoa, Mollusca, Bivalvia, Ostreida, Ostreidae. The coding region runs from base 40 to 708 and encodes 222 amino acids. The transcript has 4 exons.